ACCUCUCCCACCGACGCUACGAAGCCACACAGGAUUAUGGUAGAUGAAGUAGGGCUGCAGCUGCCUGACUUUGAGGAGAGCGACUUCUACGUCGAACAGGAACAAGUCACCAUCGGUCCUGCCGUUGGCGAAGGGGCGUUCUCGACAGUGUACAUCGGCAAGUACUUCGGAGAUGUGGUGGCGGUGAAAAAGCAAACACGGCAGGGGCGAGACUUGGAAAAGUAUUUGCUACGGGAGCUGUCUGUGCUCAAGUACAUUCGGCACCAAAAUAUGCUGGAGUAUAUCGGCGCAUACAACGUGAUUGCGAAGUCGCGUGGGCAACUGCACGCUGUGUACAUCAUUACGGAGUAUGCCCAAGGUGGUGAUCUACUCAAGCUCUUGCUGAGGACUGAAACGCCCCUGGGAUGGAGAUUCCGGAUACAGAUUGCGAAAGAGGGGGCUGAGGCACUAGAGUACUUGCAUAGCCAACAACUAAUCCAUCGAGACAUCAAAAGCAGCAACUUUUUGUUGGACGGAGACUGGCACUGCAAGCUGAGCGAUUUCGGCAUGGCCCGUGAGGUGUCGAGCAAUGGCAAGAUGACCAUCUGUGGCACAGACGAGUACAUGGCGCCAGAGAUGCUUUUUGACGAGUCGUUCAGCUACCCUGCUGACAUGUUCAGCUUUGGGAUGGUCCUGCUGGAGUUAAUCACGCGGAAGAAGAUCGGCGAAAACGGUUUCGCUCGCAGAACUCCCGCUAAACUCUUCGCGUUGGAAGCAGAAGAAGUCCGACAGGAAUCACCUCCGGAUGCACCGGAUUCUCUGCUUAACUUAGCCGCCAUGUGCAUGGAGUAUGAGGCGGAAGAACGCCCCUCGGCAGACGAAACGAGAGCAUGGCUAGAGGAGCUACUAUCAGAGCUGCCAAACGAUACGUGCGCAAUACCAGAGCCGCUAGAAGUUCCGGCCAUACCGGAGGGUGAAGACCGAAUCGACAGCGCUGAGACGCCGCCCGCAUCCGCGAUCAUCGGGAAGUCGGAUAUGGAUGGUCUUGAACAGACUGCAAACUUUUCUGACGCCGACAAGAGGCGUGUUCAGGCCGGCCGAGACAGGGCACACUGGGCCGGAGAUGCUGAUGCCAACUCUGGCCUUCCUUCGCCCCCAGCUAUGGGUGGUGGAGACGACCAGUCCUUCUUCUCGGCUUCCCAGCUGCCUUCUGUGACCGGAGACGGGGAAGCGUUUGUGCCAUCCAAAAUGGGCUACCUGCACAUUAAAAAUCAGGGCAUCGGCUUCCGGAACUGGAAGAAACGCUGGUUUGUGCUGACGGGAGCAGAGCUGGUGUGCUACAUGGAUGGUGGACUUAUCGAGACCGUCGGCUUGAGAGGGUGUACGAUUAAACGGGGCAAGGCUUCGAGGUUCCAAAUUAUCAAAACGCAUGUGGCCCGGACAGCGGUGACUGAGGACAAGGAGGGGAUCGAGGAGAUGGAGCUCGCGGCUACUAACAGCAAUUCUUUAGAAGCCUGGCUGUCCACCAUUGAGAGCUGUAUUGCCUACGCGGACGAACAAGGAGCGACCAGUUCAGACAAUCAAGCGUCGCCCCUGGUCAGCAUCGGAGGAAACGGCAACUCCGAUAGCAUCAUGGACUGGUUGCUUGAUCUUCGACUGGAAGGGCUUUGGCCAAACUUCGAGGCGCACGGGUACACUGAUCUGAAAAAAAUCAAGCAGCAAGGACUCAAGGCAUCUGACUUGGAGAAGCUUGAGAUUAAGAACCCUCUUCAACGCAGGUUCUUGAUGGAUGUGGGCAGAUCUCCUUUCCGCACGGCGCUGAAGGUGUCUAUCGUCGGCCAUCGAUCGUUCGGAGAUAUUGUGAUGUUCAAGGUGGUGACAGAGUGGCGGGCGUGGUACUCCAAGACAGAGAAACUGUACACCGACUUCAAUAAGCUACACAACAAGCUGCGGCGGGCUUUCAGGGAGACGAAUUCCCCUUUAAUGGAGCACCUCCCGCCUCUACCGGGAAAGGGGCAGGUUGUUCAAGACCAGAAGAACUCGGCUUUCCUUGCGAAGAGGAAGGUUGAUCUGGAGGCGUAUUUGAAAGAGGUGGCAGCUCUGGUUGAAACGCAAGAGCCGUUCUUCAGCUUGCUUGCAUCCGCUUUGGACCUCUUCAGCGCGUGAACAUCGAUGGCAAUUGCUUUAGUUUGAGAAACAUGUAACAUAUCCUGUUGAGAAAUAUCUUUGUAGAGUGUAGUGUAGCCGUGGCUUGUAAUGUUGUGAUUACGGUGUAAAUACGUUGAAGAAAGAUACGAACUUGCACACACGUUUUGGGGCAGAACGUUCAUGCUAUUCUCACUGGGUGUUGUCACCAACCACGAAAGCGCGCUUGUUUGUAGACUACAUGCACCAUUUUGGGACUUUCGCUCCUGCGCCAUCCUUAGAUAUUUUAAGUGCUUUGUUUAUUUGUGAUGGCUAUGACGCUUCGAUCACGAUUGUUUCACCCUCUGUUAAAAAAUACACAUCGUUCGUGUGGCCAUG
Messenger RNA from Ectocarpus siliculosus, 2502 nucleotides. The record is from the annotation of a GenBank genome assembly. Lineage: Eukaryota; Phaeophyceae; Ectocarpales; Ectocarpaceae.